AUGCCGUCCACAGCCCCCAUUCUCCGGCCUAAAAAGGCGCAGGCCGUCAAUGCCCAUGAGGAAGAGGACCCGAUCAGCUACGAUAUCAACAUUCCUUACGUGGACGUCACGAAAGAAGUGCAUUCCCGCACAAGAUAUCCCGAGUACCUCCCCACAUGGGACAAAGUGUGGUUUGAUCCGCUUCCUCCCUUUGAGUACCAGGAUCCCGCCCUACGCGUGAAGGACAAGAGCAAGCCCAACCUUCUGACCCCCGACACCAAAGUCACUGAGAUUCAACCCCGCAUCGGAAGCAUCGUGGAGGGAGUUCAACUGAACCAGCUGUCGGAUGCAGCAAAGGACGAAUUGGCACUGCUCGUUGCAGAGCGCAAGGUGGUGGCGUUCCCGAAUCAGGAUUUGAUAGAUGCCGGUCCGGAGGAACAAGAGGCAUUCAUGCGCCACUUCGGCAAGCCUAACUACCAGCCGGUCUCUGGCUCCGUGCGCGGUCACCCUGGAUUCCACAUCAUUCAUCGGGAUGGAAACCGGGAGGAGAUUUCACGCUUCUUGGAGCAGAGGACCACCACCACGCUUUGGCACCAAGAUGUCAGCUAUGAGAUUCAACCACCUGGCUAUGUCAUGCUAGGAUUGUUGGAAGGUCCUGAGGUGGGCGGCGAUACGGUCUUCUCCGCAACGGAUAUGGCGUACAAGCGCCUUUCUCCCACCCUCACCUCGUGGCUGGACACAUUGCGGGCGACUCACUCCUCUGCCAAAAUGAUCGGUCACGCUCGCAUGACUGGCAGCUUGGUGCGCAAGGACGCUGUCGACACCGUGCACCCCCUUGUGCGCGUGCAUCCGGUAACAGGCGAAAAGUGCCUGUUCGUCAACGGAGAGUUCAUCACGAAGAUUCAAGGUCUGAAGGAGCCUGAGCAGAAGUGGCUGAUCGACUUCCUCAUGCAACACAUCAUCACCGGGCACGACUUCCAGGCCCGAGUCCGAUGGCAACCCCGGACAAUUGUAAUCUUCGACAACCGCAGCACCACACAUUCGGCUAUUGUUGACUACCUAGACGACGAUAACGGUGCGAAGCUUCGCCACAUCUUCCGCAUGUGUGCCUUGGGCGAAAAGCCCAUUCCGGUUUACGACCAGUUCGAGUAGGAUUUCGUUCCAAACCUCCGAUGCGCCUCUUGCCGCAAAUGCUUCCUUCUCUACAUUGCACAACUAGAACGGAUGUUCGAAGCGACUGGCCAUAUCAGAGUCUGGGAUCAUCGACUUCCCUGCCGCUGUGCUGACGAACAAUUCUUUAUAAUAUACCCUCGUUCCUGGGUUCAAUCUCCAGGAGUUUCUUCUUACGUGAUCCUUUCUUCUUUUAUCUUUUCUAAUAUUUGACUUGAUCUUUCGUUUUGACCGUUCGAAAUUGAUACCUCAGUCUUUGUGCUGUUAUUGUUGUCGUCGUUGUGUGUUCCCCAUGCGACUUUGAAUAGACCGAUUGAUCAUUGGAUUUUUACAUACCUAGACCGGCGGAAUGUGCGGGGGAGAUCUCGAAAAGUUCGCGUUAUUUUUGACCUGCAGG
Aspergillus saccharolyticus JOP 1030-1 is the source of this 1546-nucleotide messenger RNA. RefSeq names its product TauD/TfdA dioxygenase family protein. Gene Ontology annotation, cellular component: cytoplasm. Gene Ontology annotation, molecular function: 2-oxoglutarate-dependent dioxygenase activity. The record is from RefSeq and is a predicted model, not a curated record. Lineage: Eukaryota; Fungi; Ascomycota; Eurotiomycetes; Eurotiales; Aspergillaceae. The transcript is spliced from 3 exons. Bases 1 to 1131 code for a protein of 376 amino acids.